Molecule: messenger RNA, 3117 nt
Organism: Syzygium oleosum
Lineage: Eukaryota; Viridiplantae; Streptophyta; Magnoliopsida; Myrtales; Myrtaceae
Product: protein STRUBBELIG-RECEPTOR FAMILY 3-like
Exons: 17
Coding region: 195-2567 (790 amino acids)
Biological process (GO): protein phosphorylation
Molecular function (GO): ATP binding; protein kinase activity; protein binding
Source: RefSeq, a predicted model, not a curated record
GCAACGGCUCGGAAGCAGCAGCAGCAGCUGCAGAAGAGGCGAACUUGCCUCUCUCUCUCUCUCUCUCUCUCUGUAGGAGACUCGCCGUACCUUUUUCUCUCUCCCCGAAUGCUGCUCCGCUUCUCUCUCCUGGGUUUAAGCGAUUGGAGAGUGAGGUGCGUGUUGCUGUGAGUAAAGAGAGGGGAAAUAGAGGAAUGAAGAUGGUGUGGAGAUCGAGGGGGAGGAGAAGAUCUGCAUCUGCUGUGGAUGGGGCGGACUUGAAGAUCUACGUGCAGUUCUUGCUGGGGUUCCUGUUGAUUUUUGCGGCUCGCAUUUCGCUUGGCGACACUAAUCCUGGUGAUGUUACCGCGAUAAAUAACUUGUAUGUGGCUCUGGGAUCCCCUGUUCUUCCUGGGUGGGUUGCUAGCGGAGGAGACCCGUGUGGAGGUUCAUGGCAAGGAGUUAUUUGCAAUAACACCAAUAUAAAAUCAAUUACUAUUAAUGGAGCCAAUUUGGGAGGCGAACUGGGGGAUAGCUUGGGGACCUUUGCUUCAAUCAGAACUAUAGAUCUCAGCAACAACCGCAUAGGCGGCAGCAUUCCAUCAAAUUUGCCGGCUACCAUGCAAAACCUUUUUCUUUCAGGUAAUCAGUUCACUGGAAGCAUCCCAAGUUCUGUGUCUUCUCUGACUGAACUGUCGGCCAUGUCUCUAAAUAACAAUCUUUUGAGUGGUGAAAUUCCGGAUGCUUUCCAAUCCCUUACAGGAUUAAUCAAUUUCGACUUAUUUAGUAAUAAUUUGAGUGGGCAUCUUCCUCCUUCUAUGGGAAAUCUAUCAUCUUUGACCACCCUACACAUACAGAACAACCAGUUAUCGGGAACCCUUGAUGUUCUACAAGAUCUUCCCCUAAGAGAUCUGAAUGUAGAGAAUAACCUUUUCUCUGGACCUAUACCUUAUAAAUUACUGAGUAUCCCGACCUUUAGGAAAGAUGGAAAUCCUUUCAAUAAUUCCAGUGACACUCCGUUACCUUCGCCUUCGACCCCAACGCCGCCAUCAUCAGGGACUCCUUUUUUCGGGGGCGGGCCGCCGUCUUCCACUAAAGCACCGCCAAAACCGGCGGAUGGACCAUCUGCAACAGAGCAAUCAAAAUCUGGUUCCUCAAAAAAGUCUUCCACCAAAAGAAUCGUCUGGAUAACAAUAGCAGUAGUCUUAUCAUUUAUGAUUUUGGCUCUAGCAGUCGCACUUUCCAUAUCUGCAUGUACUAGAAGAAGACACGAGGUUGACAGAAUUCCCAAGAGGCACGACAUCGGUGCAUAUAAUGGCAAAAGAGAGAAUCCUAGGGAAAAUCCUUCUUUAGUCCUGCCACUGAGUCAUGCAGAUAAAGUACCUAGAGAGACAGCUGUGAAGCUGUCGGAGGAUCAUCAACCAGAGAGCAGGAAAGUGUGGGCCGUUCCGAGGACACAAAACGAGCGAGAAAGAAAUGCACAGAGAACUGGUCUGAUGCCUGAUGGGGUAGAUCAGGAGAUUGAUGUGAGUGCACUUGAUGUGUACUUGAUACCUCCUCCCCCACCCCCUCUGCCUCCUCCGCCGCCUCCUCCGCCACCACCCGAAAUUAUUGUGAAGCCCGCUGUGCCUGAAGAAACAGAGGCCACAAAGCCUUCCACGAGAACUCGUAUUCCUCUGGUUUCUGCCAAGUCCUUCAACAUUGCAUCCCUUCAGCAAUUCACGAACAGCUUCUCUCAAGAAAAUCUAAUUGGAAGUGGCAUGCUUGGUAGUGUGUAUAGGGCAGAGCUUCCUGAUGGCAAGUUGCUGGCGGUCAAGAAAUUAGACAAGAGGGCUUCCAGUCAGCAGAAGGAUGUCGAGUUUCUGGAAUUGGUGAACAAUAUUGACAAGAUUCGACAUGCAAACGUCGUGGAACUCAUGGGUUACUGUGCUGAGCAUGGCGAAAGGCUUCUGAUAUAUGAGUAUUGCAGUUGUGGGACAUUGCAGGAUGCGCUUCAUUCAGACGAUGAUUUAAAGAAGAAUUUGAGUUGGAAUUUCCGCAUUAGGAUGGCGCUUGACACUGCCAGAGCCUUAGAGUACUUGCACGAGGUCUGUGAGCCACCUAUUGUGCAUAGGAACUUCAAGUCCUCGAAUAUUCUCCUUGACGAUGAUCUUUCUGUGCACGUUUCUGAGUGUGGUUUAGCUGCAUUGAUUUCUUCAGGCUCAGUUAGCCAGUUGUCAGGGCAACUUCUAUCUACUUAUGGAUAUGGAGCUCCCGAGUUCGAGUCCGGAAUUUAUACAAUCCGAAGUGACGUCUACAGCUUUGGGGUAGUCAUGUUAGAACUUCUGACUGGCCGAAAAUCCUAUGAUAGGUCACGGAAUCGAGGAGAGCAAUUUCUGGUUAGAUGGGCAAUCCCUCAACUCCAUGACAUCGAUGCAUUGUCCAGAAUGGUCGAUCCUUCUGUUAAGGGGCAGUAUUCCGCCAAAUCCUUGUCGCGGUUUGCUGAUAUCAUAUCUCGCUGCGUUCAGUCGGAGCCAGAAUUCAGGCCAUCGAUGUCGGAAGUAGUCCAAGACCUCUCAGACAUGAUUAGGAGGGACCCUUCUCCAUGAGAUCAUAGCUCAAAGACCAUCAUCAACAAACACUCAAGGAAUGGUGACCCUCUACUUGUUAAUGCCUGAUGAAUCGUGAAAUUGAUCUGCCAUGAUCCCAUGAGGAAUUCUUUUGUAAGCAAGCUGAGAAGAAGAAAUGGCCCUCUUACUAACAUAGGACAUGUUCUGAUUCCGUAUCCUUAAAAUGAUUCGAGCGGGCGAUCCGACAGCAUUAUGCCCCUCCGGAGGAGGUAACGGAGCUCAAGAUUCUGGUCCGAUUCGUUUGUGAUCGUUGCUGUUGUGUGCGUGCUAAGCAUCAAGACGAUGCAGGAACGGAGAAUGUUCAAAACCCCCAAUCGUUUCGAAAUCCUUGUUUUGUUUUUGGCUGAUCUUGAUAAGCUGAGGUUCUCUGAACUCGGUGUCCGUUGUGUAGGCUUGUAUCGGAUAUGUCGUUGUGCUGCUCAAUCUUUUCCGGCUCAAUUCAGAGUCAGUUUGCCUUUGUCAAGUAUGCACCAUGUAGAACUGCUCUCGCCUAUGUAAUUCUCAAAAAACAAAAAAAAAUUUGUCUCUC